CUCUCAAAUAAUUCAGGAAUGGCCUAAAAGUAUUAACAUUCGAAGGAUUAGUAUUCAAAAAACAUUAAAUAAUAAACCUCCAUUAUCAAUUAUUUUACUCGAAAAAGAAAAUAAAUUAAUUGGACAUGCCCGUUUAUGUCCUUUACCUCAAAAUGAAAACGGGUGUUGGAUUGAAUCUGUGGUUAUUUGGAAGAAUUUAAGAGGAAAAGGAUUUGGAAGAAUUUUGAUGGAAGGGAUAGAGAUGUGUGCAAAAGAAUUUGGAUUUAAAGAGAUUUUUCUUUCUACAACAGACAAAGCUAAUUUCUACAUUAAAUGUGGAUAUUCCAAAUCCCCUCCAAUUCUAAAUUUUGGUUCAAAUUUUAAACUUUUUGAAAGAAAUGGAUUGUUAAAAAAUUGUUUAUUAAUUAAUAAAGAAGAAAAUAAUUUAAAUAAAAAUAUUAUUUUAACACAAAACCCUUUAUUUAAUUCAAUCCCUUCUCCACCCCCUCCUCCCCCACCUUUACCUAAUUACAAAAAUGAUCAAAAAAUUUAUUUUACCAAAAUUAUUUAA
This is a messenger RNA of Meloidogyne enterolobii, 550 nucleotides long. Lineage: Eukaryota; Metazoa; Nematoda; Chromadorea; Rhabditida; Meloidogynidae. The record is from the annotation of a GenBank genome assembly.